Molecule: messenger RNA, 786 nt
Organism: Brassica oleracea var. oleracea
Lineage: Eukaryota; Viridiplantae; Streptophyta; Magnoliopsida; Brassicales; Brassicaceae
Exons: 1
Coding region: 1-786 (261 amino acids)
Source: RefSeq, a predicted model, not a curated record
AUGGCUGAAGAAUGGAUAUGGCGGUGUUCUAGUUUUUGCCAAAGCUCAAGAUCCAAAUCGCAGCAUUAUCCACUAGCGUUGGCAGUACUAGAUGGAGAGAAUCAUGCUAGCUGGACUUUUUUUUUCGAGAUGCUUAAGAGAGCUAUACCAGACUCUUAUGAACUGAUUUUCAUGACUGACAGAAAUCAAAGCCUGAUCUUCGCAGUAGCAAACGUGUAUCCGCAGGCUCACCAUGGCCAUUGUUUAUGGAAUUUGAAGGAAAAUGUGAAAGGGCAUGUUUGUAAUGUUAACAAAGAUGUAGCCGGGCAUAGAUUCAUGGAAUUGGGCAGAUAUUACACCGUGGCUGACUUCGACUCUGCCUACGAAUCGUUUAAGAGAAGAUAUCCUUCGGCUUGGAAGUAUGUGGAGGAGCAUACUGAAAAAGACAAAUGGGCAAGAGUUUUUUUUCCACGUGACAGGUACAACUUGGACACAAACAACAGUGUUGAAUCAAUGAACAACGUGUUUAAAGAGGCAAGGAGGUGGGCCUUAAUACCAAUGUUGGAUUGUAUCAUGAAGACAUUCUCGGAUUGGUUUAAUCAACAUCGCAAGGAUGUUGUUUCUGGAUCAGUGGAAACCAAGCUGGUGCCUCUGGUUGAGAACUACUUGCACGAUCUAUGGCCUGUUGCAAGAACGCUACCUGUGCGGGAGCUUAAUAGCUAUGAGCUUGAGUACGAGGUCACCGACAGUGAUGGGAGGAUGUUUUUGGUGAACUUGGUUGCGAAAACUUGUACUUGCAAGGUGUGA